CCCUGUUUUCGUGUCUUUCUUAUAUAUCUCGGUGUAUCUAUCCGUGGUGAAAAACACUCUUCGCUCCUUUUCCUACUAACCCCAGUCGUUCCUUAUCCCUAACUCAAGUUGUCCACUCUUUGGCAUACAACCGUACAUCCCUACAGUUGCUAUCAUCAUAACAUUCAUUGUAUACACUGUUUCAUCAUCUGAAACAUCCUGAUACCCAUAGUCAUCUAUAGCUUUACAUUCCAAGUUAGUUCUACUAGCUCUAAUCUAUAAUCACAUCGAUAUGAAAUUCACAACCUCCGUCUACUUGGCGGUGUUGGCUACGAUAGCCACUGUCCAGGCUGGCUGCUCCUUCGUAGGAGGAAACUACUACUGCUCCCAGACCGACAAAAUCAUAUACAACGGCCUCGGCUACUCAGGGUCGUACCAGGACGUCGUCAGCAUGGACGAGUCCACUGGCCAGUGUUCGCAACAGGCCUACUCCUUCUCUGGUAACUUGUCGCCAUUAGACGAGGAACUUUCUGUCCACUUCAGAGGUCCCUUAAAAUUGAAACAGUUUGGUGUCUACUACCCAGCCUCUAACUCCAAAAGAGAGGACGCAGCUGAAGACUGCGUCAAGAGACACAUCCACCAUAAGCACAAGAGAGCUACCGAAAUCUUGGAGGUCACACACACUGUUAUCGUCGAUGGUCAGGGUAACACCAUCGCCAAUCCUGGUGCCUCUUCUGUUGUAGCUGCGCCAGCUCCAGUCGAAAGCUCUGUUGUUCAAGACAAAGCCUACAGACCAGACAUCUCUACCAAUUCCGCUCCUACUACCACUACAGAAGCACCAGUUCCUAGCUCUUCUUCAGUCUCAUCUGCCGCUCCUUCAGCCUCUAGUUCCGGCUCUAGCCCAGCUUCCGGAGACUGGGUCAGAUCCUCUUACUACACCCCAGGAAGUGCUGACAACUGUGUCUUCUUGAACUACUAUGGUGGCUCCGGUUCUGGAGUGUGGUCUUCUACCUUCGGUAACUCCUUGUCGUAUGCAAACUCCGAUGCCUCCGGUGGUUCUUCUUCCCCUGUGGCUCUCAGUGACACUACCCUCGCCUCUAAUAACGAGUUCCUCAUCAUGUCUGGUAACCAGUGUAGCGGUAGCGACUGUGGCUUCUACAGAAAGGGUAUUCCAGCUUACCACGGAUUCGGUGGUGCCAACAAGAUCUUUGUUUUUGAAUUCGAGAUGCCUUCCGCCGGUAACGGUGGUGGUUUCAACUUUGACAUGCCAGCCAUCUGGAUGUUGAAUGCUAAGAUUCCUAGAACUUUGCAAUAUGGUAAUGCCGAUUGCUCGUGUUGGAAGACUGGUUGUGGUGAAUUAGACUUGUUUGAAAUCUUGAGCGCUGGCUCGGACAAGUUGAUCUCCCAUUUGCACGACGGCCAGGGUUCUGGCACUGACGGUUCCAACUCCGGUGGUGGUGGUUCCCAGGACUACUUUGCCAGACCUACUUCUGGCUCGUUGAAGGCUGCUGUUAUCUUUACAGACUCAGCCGUCCACAUCUUGGAGGUCACUGAAGACUUUGACCCUUCGCUCUCCCAAGAAACCGUCGACGCCUGGAUCAGCAAGCAGGGUUCCAGCGCCUCCAUCGGCUACUAGAUGGAAUGCAUGCUCUUGUAUUUUUACCCUUUUCACUUAAAAACAGUUCGUCUGUCAUUAGAUUGUAUUUUAAUUGUCAUGUUUAGUUUG
Scheffersomyces stipitis CBS 6054 is the source of this 1705-nucleotide messenger RNA. RefSeq names its product Tos1p (gene TOS1). Gene Ontology annotation, cellular component: fungal-type cell wall. The record is from RefSeq and is a predicted model, not a curated record. NCBI's taxonomy places the organism in Eukaryota, Fungi, Ascomycota, Pichiomycetes, Serinales, Debaryomycetaceae. The coding region runs from base 272 to 1615 and encodes 447 amino acids. The transcript has a single exon.